Blumeria graminis f. sp. triticale is the source of this 417-nucleotide messenger RNA. The record is from the annotation of a GenBank genome assembly. NCBI's taxonomy places the organism in Eukaryota, Fungi, Ascomycota, Leotiomycetes, Helotiales, Erysiphaceae.
AUGGCGUGCUGCGAGAGUAUGUCCCUUGACUCGAUGCUGUCACCUUUUGACCCAGUAGUGACCGCCGUGAAAGAAGCCCUCAAAGCUGCGCUUUCCCUACCAACAGCACGCUUCUCAGAAAAUAUUUGGAUACUCACAGAUGAACUAGAGGUAGCUCGCCUUUUAUUUCAGUGCCCAAUUUGCUCGUCGCAAGUUGUUUUUCAACAAAUACAGUCCCUCUCCGCACCCGGCUCCCACGCAUCCCUCCCUGGAAAAUCAAGGCUUACUGGAUCCCAAGCCGCUCUGGCAUAUUGGGCAACGAUUUGGCCGACGACUCUGCCCAGGAGGGGCUUUCAAAACCCCCGCCUAUACCUCGUGGGUACGUUUCUUUUGAUACCGCGAAAAACCGCAUCAAAGCAGAAGUAUCGACGGCUAUGA